This is a messenger RNA of Labrus bergylta (ballan wrasse), 4701 nucleotides long. The record is from RefSeq and is a predicted model, not a curated record. NCBI's taxonomy places the organism in Eukaryota, Metazoa, Chordata, Actinopteri, Labriformes, Labridae.
AUGGUCAGGCCAGGCUGUCCAGUCAUUCUGCUCCACCUCUUCAGCAUCUUUGUACAGACGCGAGCUAGCACUAAGGAUAUCCUGUAUCCAUAUGGACCUGGUACUAGAGAUCUAGAGACCCCAAAGAUGGAUGAUGGAAGUUCUCCUGAAGUUACUCUGCUCAUUUCCUUCAUUUUCUUCAAUAUCCCGUACCGUUCCAUCUAUAUCAACAACAAUGGUGUCAUCUCCUUCAAUGUGCAAGUAAGCCAGUUCACACCUGAGGCUUUCCCCCUGAGUGACAGCAGAUCAUUCAUUGCUCCACUUUGGGCAGAUGUGCACAAUGGCAUUCGAGGAGAUGUUUACUACCGGGAGACCACCGAACCAGAAAUACUGGAGAGGGCGACACAAGAUGUGCGAAAGUACUUUAAGACUCACCCCGGCUUUACGGCAACCUGGGCCUUUAUUUCAACAUGGCACCAAGUCACCUUCUACGGUGGAAGCCAGACAACCCCGGUGAACACGUUCCAAACUGUACUAAUCUCAGAUGGCGUGACGUCCUUCAGCAUGUUUAACUAUGGAGAAAUCACAUGGAGCACAGGAACAGCCAGUGGUGGAGAUCCUUUAACAGGACUGGGUGGUACUACAGCUCAGUCAGGUUUUAAUGGAGGAGACAUUGGUCACUUCUUCAAUCUGCCGGGAUCACGUUCCAAUGAUGUAGUGAACAUUGAACAGACAACCAAUGUAAAUACCCCUGGACGCUGGUUCUUCCGUGUAGACACUGAACUGAUAGAUCCUGCCAAUGGAUGCAGCUUCAAUGGGCGUUUUUACAGACGAGGAGAGAUCUUCUGGUUGUCUGACCAGUGUUCUCAGAAGUGUCGCUGUCUUGACAUCGACAACGUGGUUCAGUGCCAAGAGGCUCCUUGCGGGCAGCUGGAGAUCUGCGAGCAGCAAGAUGGGGCAUUUUACUGCCAGCCGACCCGCACUAGCACUUGUGUGGUAUUUGGAGACCCUCAUUACCACACCUUCGAUGGUUUCCUUUAUCACUUCCAGGGUACCUGCUCUUACCUGUUGGCUCGACCGUGUUGGGAGGUGGCGGGGCUGCCCUUCUUCAGUGUGGAAGCCAAAAAUGAGAACCGUGGUAUCACCUCUGUCUCUUGGCUUAGAGAUGUCACGGUGGAUGUGUAUGGUCAUCGAGUCAUGUUACCCAAAGGCAGCUUUGGAAGAGUCCAGGUGGAUGGCUUGAUGAAGACCUUGCCGGUCCAGCUCCAACUUGGCGCUAUUAGGGUAUACCAGUCUGGGCUUGCAGUUGCAUUAGAAACCGACUUUGGACUCUUGGUAUCCUAUGACGGCCAACACUAUGCAUCCAUCUCCCUACCCAGCUCUUACUUCAACAAUACCUGUGGCCUUUGUGGUAACUACAACGAUGACCCGGCUGAUGACCCUGUUCUUCCUGAUGGCUCUUUGGCAGAAAGUGUUGUGGAAUUAGGGGGCGGCUGGAGGGCAGAAGACACAGACUGGAGGUGUACAGAUGGUUGUGCUCAGAACUGCAGCAUGUGUGACCCUACUACAGAAGCUUUCUACUUUCGCUCAGACUACUGUGGGCUCAUCAACAAAACCGACGGACCUUUUAGGGACUGCAGAGCUGUGGUGGACCCGACAGCCUUUGUGUACAGCUGUGUAUACGACAUGUGCAACAACAGGGAUAAUAUCACAACACUCUGCCAAGCCAUUCAGGCUUACGCUUUGGCCUGCCAAGCCAUUGGUGUCACAAUACGACCCUGGAGAUCUCGCACCUUCUGUGCUUUGUCAUGCCCCGAGUUCAGCAAUUACCAAGUGUGCACAAGUGCCUGCCCAGCCUCGUGCUCAGACCUCACUGCCCCCUUGUAUUGUGCUCACCCUUGCACUGAGGGAUGCCAGUGUGACCAAGGCUACGUUCUAAGCGGCAGCCGUUGUGUACAGCGUGAAGACUGUGGCUGUGAGCAUAACGGCCUCUAUUACCCCCUCAAUAACACUUUCUGGGCAGGCCCCAGUGGUGAAGAAGGUGAAUGCACUCUCCGCUGCACCUGUGGACCUGCUGGAGAAGUCACCUGUUUCAAUGAGUCUUGUAAGGACGGUGAGGUGUGUGUAGCAGAGGUUGGCUUACUUGGUUGCUACCCUCGAAGGGAGGGAGUGUGCUCAAUCACCCAAAACUCUGUAACAUCCUCCUUUGAUGGCACCUUCCUGCUGUUCCCGGAUGACAGCUCAUACUACCUGUUGAAACUGUGUGCUGCAGUACCAGCCAAUGGUUCAAUGGUGGAGGUUAAGAUAGGCAGGCGACUAGUGAACAAAGGACCUGCUUGGAAAAGGCCUGUUGUAGUAACAGUUGCUAACAUGGAAGCACAGAUGGGAGGGUUAGAUUUUGAUACAGUAAAGGUGAAUGGAGAACUAGUUGCGCUCCCAUAUGUUCAUCCAUUGGAGACUAUGAUGAUCUACAGAGCACCAGGCAAUGCUACAGUGGUGGAGUCCCAUGGUCUGCUUCGUGUCCACUACACACGCCAGGGAUUUGUAAACAUCUCCCUCUCCACCAUCUUCUACAAUGUUACUUGUGGUCUAUGUGGCGUCUUCAAUAGCAACUCCACUGAUGACCUCCGCCUUCCAAAUGGACGCCUGGCAGAGUCUACUGAGCAGUUCACAGAUGGCUGGCGGGCCAUUGCCGAUGACCUUACCUGUAAUGGUGACUGUGACGACCUGUAUCGAAUGUGCACAGACUUGCGUCUCUAUCAGAGUCCUUGGAUGUGUGGGAACAUUAAUGAUCCUGGGAAUAGUUCAUUUCUGGCAUGUCAUGCAGUGGUCAACCCCUCACCGUUCUUCAGGAACUGCUUAUAUAACAUGUGUGUGAAGCAAGGGAAUCGCUCAGCCUUGUGUUCUUCACUGCAGGCUUAUGCCAGCGCAUGUCAGGAUGCUCAAGAGGGCUGUCAGUGUGAGGAAGGGUUUGCACUGCGCGAUGGCCAGUGUGUGGCACGCAGUGACUGUGGCUGUAGCAGCCACGGGCGCCAGUUGGCCACUAAUCAGACUUUCUGGACGGAUUGGGAGUGCCAGGAGCGCUGCUACUGUAACGGCUCUGACAAUAGUGUAUACUGUCAGCUCGCACCCUGUCACUCUGAGGAGUACUGUCAGGAGAACGACGGCCUAUAUUUCUGCCAGCCGCGCACCGAGGCCCUGUGUGUGGCAGCUGGUUACGGGCAUUUUCUGCCAUUUGCUGGUGUACCAUUUGAGCUGCAGAGCUCUUGUACUCUUAGGAUGGCUACAACCAACUGUGGGAGAGAAAGCAGGGACUCCACAACCAUCAGUGGAACCUUUCCUCAAUUUAAACUGGCAGCUCGUAAUGAGGAGAGGGACACGGGGCAGGCAAUUUGGGUGAGGGGUUUUGUCCUGGAGGUAUACGACUUCGAGAUCGAAGUGUCUCGAAGCUUCAAGAACACUGUCACGGUGAAUAAGGAGCGUUUGUACCUUCCUCUGAAGCUGGGUCCAGGAAAAAUCCAUGUCUUCACCUUGGGCAUGCAGCUCAUCCUGGAGACAGAUUUUGGCCUAAAGGUGGCCUUCGACUGGAACACUCUGCUCCUGUUGACUUUGCCCCGUGACCUCUACAACACCUGCUGUGGUAUGUGCCAAGGCAUGUCCUUAUCCCCACCCACUUUUACCACCACUGACUUGGGCAUGACCUGGGCAGAGCGGGACACCUUCUGCCAGGUGGGCUGUGGUGACUCCUGCCCCCGCUGCGGCCUCGGAGACAAAAGCGAUUUAAACGAUGCCCCUCUAAUGGUGGCCGACGCCAACACGAACAUGGACGAGGACAACGGGGCGAACGAGGUGAACACUGGCAUGCGAUUCCACAUUGGAGAUGGACUGUAUGUGUUUGUGGAGCCCGAGGCGGUGAUGCUGUGCGGGCUGAUUGUGGAUCGAGCCGGUGUGUUUGCACGUUGCCACAGCAAGGUGGCCCCAGCGUUCUUUUAUCAGAACUGUCUGCAAGACACCUGUUUGGACCAGGGAGCUCAGGAUACAAUCUGUAACUGGCUGCAGAUAUAUGCCAGCACAUGUCAGACCCAAGGAGUGCCUGUUACCGGCUGGAGGAGUGACACACCGUGUGUCCAGAGCUGCCCACCUAACAGCCACUACUCCAGUUGUGUAUCGGUUUGCCCGCCACAAUGCGCCCCCGCCCGCGGACAGAGGGACUGCAGCCAGGACUGUGUGGAGGGCUGCCAGUGUGACCUGGGCUUCGUGCUCAACGGCAAGAGCUGCAUCCUGCCACAAAACUGUGGCUGCUACACUGAUGGCAAGUACUAUGAGCCCAAACAGCUGUUUUGGAACAGUGACUGCACCAAGCGCUGCCAGUGCAUCGGACGAAACCUGGUUCAGUGUGACCCUCGCCGUUGUAAAGCAGAGGAGGAGUGCACCCUGCGGUACGGAGUAAGGGGCUGCUUUGCACGGCGGUCCCAGCACUGCGUGGCUUCUGGCGGUGGAGUUUUCAGGACCUUUGACGGGGCAUCGCUGCGCCUCCCGGCCUCCUGCUCCUUCGUCCUGUCCACUAACUGUCACAAGCUGCCUGACCUCUCCUUCCAGCUGAUCGCCAACUUUGACAAGUGGAGCACACCAAACCUCACCACCAUCUCUCAUGUCUACCUUUACAUCAACGAGGAGAAUAUACUCAUCUCUGGCAACACUGUCAAGGUGAGUGGCGUGUGA